AUGGGACCGAGGAAUGUCCCUCGGUUACCAGUUGCUCGGAUGCCGACAGAGAGGCGCAAACAAAACCAGCUGAAAUCAAUCGCUGAAGAGAGACCCAUACUAGGCUCUAGCUCGAAUGUGGCCAGUGGUGUGGUCGUCCCAAUGGUCAGCCUGUGGUUACCACAGGGUAGCCAAUCUACGGACAGACACAUACCGAAGCAAGGUGAUACCUCGAUACCUGACGCUGAAACCUUGGGCUCCUCUCUGCACCAACCCGAACACGCGAUCGUCGACCAUCAGCGUGUGCUGCUUGGGAGGCCUGUGGGUGAGAGCACUGGCCACAACGGGCACGUUGGGAACUUGCCACCGAACGAGUCCGAUGCCAAGAGCCUGCCAGACCGGUUGGACGUUCAGGGCUCCUUGUUAGACGAAAGCGGGUGCCCGAUCAUCUUUUUCGGCGUUGCACUGGCAGAAUUCGGACAGGAACAUACCGUGUGGCCACAAAUCCGGGACGCUCGAGGGGAUCACGAAAAUGACGGGCCUGACGCCGAAGAAAUAGACAUUUUGAUGUCCGGUCUCAGGACUGUCGAUCGCAUACGUGACUCUUAUGCGGUACUAUACUGGGUCACCUCAACUACGGCCCUAGUUUAUGCGCUAGCGAUCAUGCAUUCGUUACAUAAUAUGCAUCUCUUAUAUACGCAACUAUCAGCGCCUCCUGUUGGAUUUCGUCAAGCCUUGUCGGGGAUAUUUGUCUUGACUUCUACAGCUACAUUAGGCUUCAAUGUUUCCCAACUUCUGGAUUCUUUUCUCGAUAUCUGGGCGUUUUUUGUUAUCCUCGUUCUUAUUUUCUCCAAUGCCAUGAGGAAAAAGAAGGGUCUCUGGACGACUCUGCAGCCGUGGAUGAAUGGUGUUGCUCUGACAUUGGUACAUCGAGUGCAUCCAAUUCAUGUCACAGGGCCUCCUCAACACUGGCAGCCUCAACGGAACAUGUGCUACACUGAUCAGUCCGUUCCCUAUCAAACGCCGGUUCAGCUACUAUACCCGGGCCUAGUGAACUAUCAAGGAAGUGCCAUUCCAGCUUUGACACAAAACGCGAUGGCACAGAAACCCCUGGAUAUCCAAUUGCGACUGAGGAAGGGGAACCAUUAG
Messenger RNA from Ilyonectria robusta, 1128 nucleotides. RefSeq lists its product as uncharacterized. The transcript has 4 exons. Lineage: Eukaryota; Fungi; Ascomycota; Sordariomycetes; Hypocreales; Nectriaceae. The record is from RefSeq and is a predicted model, not a curated record. Bases 1 to 1128 code for a protein of 375 amino acids.